CUUAGUUUAAAAAUGAAAUACAACCAAUGAAACGCUUACCUGCACAUGCAAAUUAAUUAAUUGGAUUGUGGGAUAAUUAGAUUGGCGUGGUUUACGUCAAAUAUGACCCACGACGCUAAACAGUCGUAUUUCUCGAAGAUGACGUCACUGAUGUGGUGGUCGCUUUUAGUGAGUUUAUUAGCAUACAGAAACACGUCUGCAAAUGAGCUUCCUUCAGAGAUGAACGUGAAGGGGAACGCUUGUAAUAUAACCGGUGCAUGGCGCAAUGAACUGGGUUCCACGCUCCGUGUGAAAGUGGAAGGAUCGCAGAUCACUGGAGUUUAUGAGACCGCGGUGGAGUCCACGCGUGGGGCAGCGGGCCGUGAAAGCAAAGCUAAAAUCAUCGGAGUAGUUGGUGAAGGGCCUCAACCUACCGUUUCAUUUGCCGUGAUGUGGGAGAAAGGCUCAUGUUCUGCUUGGGUUGGUCAGUGCUUCAUUUUACCUGGUGAUGUGCGAGUACUGAAAACCUUCUGGCUGUUACGCAGCGCGGCUGACAACUUAUCAGGCGACUGGGGAAGUACCAGGUUGGGAGAAGAUCUGUUCUUCAUGAUUUGAAUUUUAAAUAAGAACUUUGUAAUAAAUCCCAUUUAAAUGACUUGAUGAUGUUGAAUUUUCAGUAAUCUUGUGCAUUUAACCCUACUGAAACAUUAAAAGUACAAAAAUCCCCUGUGUAAUAAAAGGCAGAACUUUUGUGUGGUUUAAAU
Molecule: messenger RNA, 743 nt
Organism: Triplophysa dalaica
Lineage: Eukaryota; Metazoa; Chordata; Actinopteri; Cypriniformes; Nemacheilidae
Gene: avd
Product: avidin
Exons: 4
Coding region: 103-594 (163 amino acids)
Molecular function (GO): biotin binding
Source: RefSeq, a predicted model, not a curated record